AUGUCCUCUCCCAGCGAAGGGGACCCCUCUAAUGGGAAUUUGUCGCCGGACGACUCUAUGACUUUCUCAGCCGCCGCCGACCAACAAGAGAACGAAAGCGACAUCUCCGAGGGCCUGGAUGCCCCCAACAGUCCCCUCGAACACCCUUCUCCCUCCGAGCCCGAAGCCUCAAACGAUGAGGCUAUGAACCACGCAGAUGUCGACCACCACAUGUCAGAAAGCGAAGAAUCAAGCGUAGCUGACGCGUCGGAAGAUGGCGACUUUGAUAUGCAAGCCACCUCGCCUUCCCAGCAUGGUAAUGACGACGAAGACGAUCACGAAGACGAAGAAGACGACGCCACAGCCGGUCGAGCCAGCUCGUCAGACUCGGCUCGAGCACCCAAGCGCAAAGCUCCUGUCGAAGAUGAAUACAUCAAGGCAAAUCCAGAACUUUACGGCCUUCGGAGAAGUUCUCGACCUCGAGAGCAGCGUAAAAUUGUCGAAUCGGAAUCAGAAUCUGACGUUGCGCCAACAAGUCGCCGACAGAAUAAACGUCGCCGGGUUGGAAGCUCUCUCACAUCCUCAAAAAGGGGAACACCCGUUUUGCCACCAUCCACAAACGAUUCCGACUCGGACUCUGAUACAUAUGGCGGAGCUCGCGCAAAAAGUCAGCUGAAAAAAGCUAGAUUACAGCGAGAGAUGCAGCCUGCCUUGGCCCUUGCCGAGAAGCGGUGGUCAAGUCGGCGCGCGGCGCAGCAAGUGCAGCAAGGCGCAUACGAAGAGAGCGAUUUUGAAGAGGAGGACGAGGAAGACGCGGAACUUGCUGCGUCAUACUACGUUGCGGACUAUGUCGACGACUCGCCUUACGUCGAAAAAGUGGUCAAACAUAGGCUCCGAGAUGGACACGAGCUGGCCUACGAUUCGACCCGCAACGACUUUGAAUACUUUAUUAAGUGGCAGGGAAAGUCACACCUGCAUGACACAUGGGAGUCUCUGGAUGCUCUCCGCAACACCCGCGGUUUUCGCAAGGUUGAAAACUACUUUAGAAAAUUUGUUGACCAAGAGCUUGAUAUUCGAUUUGGAGACGAUGUUCCCCCAGAGACAAAAGAGCAGUUCUUCCUUGAUCGUGAGCGAGACGAGGAAGCACUUGAAGAUUACACAAAAGUUGAGCGUGUCGUUGCCGUUCGAGACGGAGAAGAUGGUGACGAAUAUUAUGUCAAAUGGAAGGGGCUCACCUACGAAGAAUGCACUUGGGAGUCUGCAUCGGAAAUCAGUCCUUUGUUCCAGGACAAGAUUGACCAGUUCCUUGAUCGAUCCUCAAGAUCCUGGCUGUCUGACCGAAAAGAGACGAAUCCAGACACCCGAUCCAAGAUGACCAAGCUGGAGAAACAGCCCGAGUUUAUUGUUGGUGGUGAGCUUCGUGAAUUCCAGCUCAAGGGACUUAACUUUCUGUGCCUGAACUGGACUCGCAGCAACAACGUUAUUCUUGCCGAUGAAAUGGGUCUGGGUAAGACGGUGCAGACAGUCUCGUUCCUCAGCUGGCUGCGCAAUGCUAGACGCCAGGAAGGGCCAUCCCUUGUCGUUGCUCCGCUUAGCGUUAUCCCUGCUUGGUGCGACACAUUUAACAACUGGUCACCAGACAUCAACUACGUGGUUUACCUCGGACCAGAGGAUGCCCGAAGCAUCAUCCGAGAGAACGAGCUCCUUGUGGGAGGCAAUCCAAAGAAGCCAAAGUUCAACGUCCUGGUUACUUCUUACGAAUUUAUUCUGCAAGACUGGCAAUUCCUUCAAUCCAUCAAGUGGCAGGUUUUGGCUGUCGACGAGGCGCACCGUCUCAAGAAUAGCGAGUCUCAGUUAUAUCAGCGCCUAGUGAGCUUCGGCAUACCUUGCAAAGUUCUCAUUACUGGAACACCCAUCCAGAAUAACCUAGCGGAGCUUUCUGCCCUUCUUGACUUUUUAAAUCCCGGAAAAGUCAGCAUCGAUGAGGACUUGGAUUCACUUUCCGCAGCUGAUGCCCAAGAGAAGCUACAAGAGUUGCAUCGCUCCAUUGCCCCCUAUAUCCUGCGACGUACAAAGGAAACAGUUGAAUCUGAUCUGCCGCCCAAGACGGAGAAGAUUAUCCGAGUUGAGCUGUCAGAUGUACAGCUAGACUAUUACAAGAACAUCCUCACGAGAAACUACUCAGCACUAUGCGAUGCCACCAAUGGUCACAAGAAUUCUCUUUUGAACAUCAUGAUGGAGCUGAAGAAGGUCAGCAACCAUCCGUACAUGUUUCCCGGGGCUGAAGAGAGAGUUUUGGCUGGCAGCGUGCGGCGCGAGGACCAAAUCAAAGGAUUGAUUGCUAGCAGCGGCAAAAUGAUGUUGCUCGACCAACUCCUGUCCAAGUUGAAAAAGGACGGACACAGAGUUUUGAUCUUUAGCCAGAUGGUCAAAAUGCUAGACAUUCUAGGCGACUACCUGUCUCUAAGAGGCUACAAGUUCCAGAGACUUGAUGGUACCAUUGCAGCCGGCCCGCGACGCAUGGCAAUCAACCACUUCAAUGCAGAGGAUAGCGAGGACUUCUGUUUCUUGCUUUCCACUCGUGCGGGCGGUCUUGGCAUCAAUUUGAUGACUGCAGAUACUGUCAUCAUUUUCGACUCUGAUUGGAACCCUCAAGCAGAUUUGCAAGCCAUGGCCCGAGCUCAUCGCAUUGGACAGAAACGACCAGUCAAUAUUUACCGUCUCGUUUCCAAAGAGACAGUUGAGGAAGAAGUUUUGGAGCGUGCGCGCAACAAGCUUCUCCUAGAGUAUCUGACCAUACAGGCUGGCGUUACCGAUGAUGGCAAAGCCAAGUUCAAGGAAGAGCUUAACAAGAAGGGUCUCAAGAUUGAUGGCCCUUCUACGUCUGAAGAUAUUCAAAUGGUUCUGAAGAUGCGCUCAUCCAAAAUGUUUGAACAGAGCGGUAACCAAGAGCGACUGGAGCAGCUCGAUAUUGAUUCUAUCCUCGAAAAUGCUGAAGUCACCAAGACCAAGGUCGAUGACAAGAUCAACCUAAGCAGCGGUGGCAUUGACUGGGAUAACUUUAUGCAGAUCACUGAUGUUAAAGUAGAUGACAUCAACCUUGACUGGGAUCAGAUCAUUCCGGCAGAUAAACUCGCCGAGAUUAAGGCUGAAGAGGAAAAGAAGCAGCAUGAAGAUUAUCUUGCUAAGAUUGCGGCCGAGAGCGCACCUCGAAGGGCAACCAUCAAGAGUCGUAACAAAGAAACAGACCGUGCCGACCGCCUUAAGAAACGCCAGAGAGAACAACAACAAGAAGAGGAAGAACAGCGCGCCUUGAUGAGAGACCCCAAGCGCCCGCUGAAUGACAAAGAACAGCGAAAUUUGAUCAAGGCCUACUUUCGAUUCGGUUCUAUGGAACAUCGCAGCGUCGACAUCAUUCAGGAAGCCAAGCUUGAAGAGAGAGAUCCUGACUUUGUCAAGUCGGUUCUCGACGAUUUUAUCAAGGCUGCCCAGCAGGCUGUAGAUGACAACAGCGCUAAACUUGCUGAAGAAGAGAAGAAGAUUGGCAAGAUGCUGACAAAGAAGGACAAGAAGGCAGUUCUGAUUGACUUUGGCGAGCUGAAGAAGGUCAAUGCUGAGACAGCAAUUGAGCGGCCCAAGCAGUUGCAACUUCUUCGCCAAGUGAUUCGCGGCCACACAGAUUGGAAAACCUUUAGGGUGCCCGACGCCACCAAGGCCGCUAACUAUAGCUGCCCCUGGGGAGCGAAGGAGGAUGCCAUGCUUCUUGUUGGUAUUGACAAGCACGGAUUUGGCGCAUGGGCUCAAAUCCGUGACGAUUCCGACUUGGAAAUGCAGGAGAAGCUUUUCUUGGAAGAACACCGAGUGGGCAAGAAGGAGGAAAGAUCAAAAGGUAACGACAAGCUCAAGGCCCCUGGCGCGGUGCAUCUGGUACGCCGAUCUGAAUACCUUCUUUCUGUAUUACAAUCAAAACACUCGAAUGAUCGAUUGGCCCAGAAGGCUGUGGAGAAUCACCACCGCAACAACAAGAAGCUGCAUUCGGUUAACGGCCAUCGCACUAGCAAUUCUUCAGCUGCUACCACAAGCAUCAAACGACAGCGUGAGAGGGAUCACGGUUCAUCUGAGCAGCGACCUCGCAACUCUGGAGAGGAUGGUGGGCUGGCCAGACCCGAUUUCAAACGGAAGUACCCAUCUCACGAAGACAGUCGCAGCCCCAAGCAGCGCCGCUCUGAUGAUCCUCGUCGGUCAAGUAAGCUUGGGGAUGAACAUCGCGAUAGAAUAGAGAAGCGACGGUCCCGUGAUGAUGAUGAUCGCCGCCAUGAUAGAUACCGACGCGAUGACUAUCGUCGUGACGACUAUCGCCGGGACGACAGGCGUGAUGACUACCGUCGGGAUGACCGUCGCGACGACCGCCGUGAUCGCGACAGGGAACGUGAUCGUGACCACCACCGUGAUCGAGACCGCGAACACCACCGUGAUCGGGAUCGAGACCACCAUCACGACCGGGAUCGCGACCACAAUCGCUCUGACCGGGAUCGCGACCAUAAAGCCCGGCCUGUGGAUGAGCGUAGAGAGAAGGCACUCCGAAGGCUGGAUGAGCUAAGGCGCAUCGGCGAUGAUAAAGACCAAAGGGCCAUGGACAAUGAUGCGAUGAUUUGGUUCCUUCUGAAGCCAGUGAGACAGAACUUUGAGAGAAUUCUCUCAACAACUAAAGACAACGUCAAGUCGAGCAAGGAGCGCGCGAACAUAUUCAAAGUCGAACUGGUAGCAAUAGGAUCAUUCCUUGAUGAUAAGCUGCCAGCAACUGCAGCAGAUGAUCGCCUUAAAAACAACUUUUGGGAUUUCUUGGCAGCUCUCUGGCCGGUCGAUGAUACCAGUAAGAGGGUCACAGGUGACCGAUUGAGCACCAUGUAUCGUACGCUUCAUUCUCGCAACGUGGCGGAGGGUUCUAAAUCUAGUGCUGCGAAUGUUAAUGGUACAAAUGCUGCCCAUUGA
Messenger RNA from Trichoderma asperellum CBS 433.97, 4971 nucleotides. RefSeq lists its product as uncharacterized. Lineage: Eukaryota; Fungi; Ascomycota; Sordariomycetes; Hypocreales; Hypocreaceae. Gene Ontology annotation, biological process: regulation of transcription by RNA polymerase II; nucleosome organization. The record is from RefSeq and is a predicted model, not a curated record. Gene Ontology annotation, molecular function: DNA binding; histone binding; chromatin binding. Gene Ontology annotation, cellular component: nucleus; chromatin.